Messenger RNA from Folsomia candida, 9262 nucleotides. RefSeq names its product zinc finger protein chinmo (gene chinmo). Gene Ontology annotation, biological process: regulation of transcription by RNA polymerase II. NCBI's taxonomy places the organism in Eukaryota, Metazoa, Arthropoda, Collembola, Entomobryomorpha, Isotomidae. Bases 1341 to 3341 code for a protein of 666 amino acids. The transcript has 15 exons. Gene Ontology annotation, cellular component: nucleus. Gene Ontology annotation, molecular function: protein binding. The record is from RefSeq and is a predicted model, not a curated record.
UGCAAACUGUUUUUGCCAGAUCACUUUCAUUCAGUGCAGUGCAGUUACGUACAACUCGAGGACGAGAAGCACACUACUACUACGCUAGUAGGCUACCUAUUAUAAACCUAUCUACCUACCAUCCAGCAUCAUACACACACGGCUCUCCGCUACCACGUCUCAUUACUUUACUGCAUAUUAUUUUAUCAACCAACUCAUUUUCUUAUUAUUCUGCUGUCAUUUGCUCCGACUUCAAAAUUAUCUCCUGAACAAUACUUCAAUUUCGACCCUUUCUGGAAAGUUAUCUUCCGUAGCUGGAGCAUAGUUCAAUCUCCGCACCGAAAGGGGGACUCGAUCCUUCAAGAGUGAGGACUGUUCAAGUAGUGUAACCCUUCUAGUACAAAAACGCAAGAGUUAAUUGUUACAUAAUUUUUACGACUACAUAAAGAAUUAACAUUAUAUUGGUUCAUCUAUGUUACAUUGUAUUUUUAAUUGUGAAUUCGCUUGAGCCUUAUUAUUCGGCCCGCUCACAACCAGAAACAAUUUUCUUCUGGGCUAAAACUCGGAAAAGUACAAGACGUGUAAAAAUAAGAAAAGACAUUAAAAGUUCAAAUCCUGGUGGUAAAUGGUGUAUUAAAGGUGGAUGUGCUCGUUCGUGCUAUCAAUUUUUUUUGGCAAAUUUUGUAUUUGCACGUGCUAGAAACAUUCAAAUAGGUAUAUACAAAAAAGCAUAUAAAUAUGUAAGUACAUGAAUUUAUGUUUUACAUGAUUUGGAUUUUCUUACAGAUUUAUGGGUAUUGGUUUUCAUGCAAUAUCCUUGAUUUAUAAUUGAUGCUGGUCAUCGCAUCCAUAUUUCAUGUGCUCGGGACAGACACAUGAAAUCACAAAUUUUAUUCAACUCUGCUGUUGUGACAAAAACAUUUCCGAAAAUAAUUUCUGCAAGAAAAGUGCUAUUACAAACUGUGCCCCUUUAUUAGCGUACAAUUAAUCAUCGAAGAAAGUACAAAAGUGUGAGUUUUAUUCUACUCCAACAUGACGUUGGAGGGGUUAUGUACAUGUGGAGUGGGUGCUACCACGAGGUGCAGGCAAGCUUUGGCUAGUGACUUGAUUUUAUGCAGCUUUGGCUGUGGGAAAGUCAGGAGAUAAGGCAAAGAGCUGGACUCGUUCGUACGAAGAGAUAGAGAAAAAAACGACGGCUUUUUGAUUCGGGAAGAAACUUUCUCAGUGGAUUUUACUUUAAACAAGUGGGUUUCAAGUUCCCAGCUAAAUGACACCGGAGCAUCGGUUCCUUAGAAGAUACGUGGCAAACGUGUAGAGAAGUUGGCUCUGAGCGGUUCCUCGUGUUGUCAAUUUAAGAGAGAAUGGGCUCAAGACAUCAGUUUCAUCUCAGAUGGAGCAACUACGGUCACAAUCUGGCAAACUCCUUUGUCCGACUAUUUGAGUCAGAGAGUCUAUCAGAUGUAACCCUCUUUUGUGAAGGAGAAAGCUACCGAGCCCACCGCGUGGUAUUGGCUGCGAGUAGUCAGCAUUUCCAAGAGUUGUUUGAACAAUGUUCAUCGGCUCGGGAUUUGGUGGUCAUCCUCGACGGCACCAGUCCUGUCAACCUUCGUGCAUUACUUGAAUUUAUGUACAAAGGCGAGGUUUACAUCGAUGACGCCAACCUCAACACUUUCCUUCAAACCGCAAAACGGCUUCAGGUGAAAGGGUUGUCACUCUCUCAGAACGAUUUACAAAGCAUAUCUACAGACCCAGGGGAUGAGAGAGGAUCGGGUGGUGGUGGAGGCGGAAAUGGGAACGGUCCCGUUCAAGAGAACCUUCUGACCCAAGCCUUGGGUCCCUUACUCCAAUCCCCUUCCCAACAAAACCAGAACAACCAUCAACAACAAGGACCAGGGGGUAAACAACCCAAUAACAGCAACUCUGGCCAAUCCCCACCAAACUCAUUCUCCUCCCCAUCUCCAUCCCAGACACCUCCAAAUCCUCCAACAGGCUAUUAUGGAGGUGGAGAUGACAGCAAGCACAAGAAAAAGUUUCGAAUUUCGGCAUCUCCUAAACACCCAAGCCCAGAGGGGAACAUUCCAGACGGAAUGGAUUAUGGAGGGGGAGGAGGUCACCACUCACAUCCUCCACGACCUUCUGCUCCUUUGCCCUCUCCCUCAAUGAAUUCUAGAAUGAUGGAAAUCGAUCAAAGGCCGACAAUGGGAGGUUUUCCAGGAUUUGGGCCGAGCAUGUAUCCCCCAACCGGGCAGCUGGGUCCUCCACCUUCGCCACAAUCACAUUCUCAGACUCAACAUUCACAGUCGGCGCAGCAGCAGACAAUUGUUAUCACGGAGAACCCAAACAUUCGCAAAAUUCGAAGUGCCAGUACGGAGAACACCAUGCCUGAAGAUCUCAGUAUAAAACUGGAAGUUGGUCGGGAUGAAGAGCUUGGGGUUGGAGGAAUGACGGGGAAGCAGAGGUCGUUUUCUAUGGACCUGUCGCCCUCGGAUGGACCGCCAUUUGGUUCCAUGCCGGGUCCCUCCGCCGUGUGGUCACUCCCAUCCCCCUCUUCCGCCCAGCACAUAACAACACAUGACCUCAGCCUGGAAAAUGCUCAAUCCACUGCUGAUGGUAUGGCUCAAUAUCAUACGACAAAAAAUGGUACGGACAUCGAGCAAGUCUCCGAAAGGAAGAAGCUAAAAUGCCCAUUUUGUGAACGGUUGUACGGGUACGAGACCAAUUUACGAGCUCACAUUCGACAACGUCAUCAAGGGAUUCGAGUUCCAUGUCCGUUCUGUACGAGGACAUUUACCAGAAAUAACACAGUGAGACGUCACGUGGCACGGGAACAUCGGGCGCUGCUUGGCGGUGUGCGACCAUUUCAACAUCCCCUCCACCCAGAUCAGGUGGGCGGAAAUCAUCCCCCAUUCGGGUCCCCUCCGUCAAACAACUCCAGUCCGAGUCAGUGCAGUCCCAACACGGGUACUCCUACGUCAAUAGGAAAUAAUGGGACAACAAUGUCAGGUGGACAGCUUAUCAGCACCGGAGGUAUGAGUAGCCACGGUCAUCAUAUGAACUCACAAUCUGAACGAGCACCUCUCUCCCACGUGUCCAACAUGAAUAUGAACAUGGGUGGUGCAAGUGCAGCAGCCAUUGCGGCCGCGGUGGCAGCAGCCUCUGCCUCGUCGAACUUGCCCCUGCCCCCCUCCUCCCCUCCGCUGAGCUCGGCGAGCACAGGGAGCGGGAACAGUGGGAGGGACCAUCACGGGCGGGAGCGGGCAGACAGUCUGGGCGGAGGAAGAGGGAUGCGUGGAGGGGACGCGGGGUCAGAGGGUCGUCCCUCUUCUCGAACCUCCUCCAUAGGCUCCAAACCGGUUGACUGACAUUUAGCUCUGCUCCAAACCAAGUGGGCCUCCUUCAUUCACUCCCACAACGCCUACAACAACAACCACCUUGGUUGAGGAUUACUUGGAGAUCAUCGACCAAGCACAUAGCAUAGUAGUCAAAUAUGAGAGGCCCGCUUCUGCUAUCGAUCCAUCGACCUAGGAAUAGUUAACUUGCCAUCAAUCAAUCAGAAAGUAGAAAUUAUAAUUUAUCCUAAGUCGGGACAAUUCCUAGGUUUCUUGUGGUGGAUGACAGAAACAACUACAAAUUAUGAAAGUAACAUUGAGCACCCUUAUUUUUUAGAGUCAGUCGCAAUCAACCGUGUCAGGGGUAUUAAAAAAUGACGAUCUUACAUCAAAAAACUAACAAGAGAAUUUUCACUCAGUCGUAUAUAUAAAAAACCCAAAGGCCAAGUAAACAGUUCAAAUUACAAAAAAGUUCCACGCGUCAACUCUAAUAUAACAAUGAUACAAGUUCUGGCCACAUUAUAUACACAGGAUUGAGCUGGAAUUACUAUAAGGCUAACAAUUUAGAAUUUACAAACAAACCCAUAUAAUCAUAAGAGUAGAUGAAUACAUAGGUACAAGAUAGGCUAAUAAUAUGGUAGGAAGCUUUAUCAUGCUUUUACUAUUAAAUUACGUAUUUUAAGUACAGUACAAGUAAUAUCGUAAGAUUCUUAAAAAUGAUAAGUUUUUGGUCGAGGCCAAUAAGCUAUAUCUCCUCAGGUUUAGAAAUAUAUAAUCAUCGUAAAUCAUAGCAGGGCGACAUAUUGUAUAAAAAUGAAGCAAGCAAAGCAAAUCAGACGAAGUUUUGACUUCGGAUGCUCAAUAUGUGUUCAUCAUCGUAAGUUAAGUUACUUGUAGAGAAUAGUUUAUCAAAUCAGGUUACAACUCUGCAUAGAAUUUUUGCCCCACCAACCAGCCAACCCAACCGUUAAUUUUUUUGCGACAAGACAAAGACAUACACACAGGAAUUGAAAAUAUCUACCUCCAGCGAAUACUAUUUCGAAUCUAUACAUUAGUAACAUUAGAAAUUCAGGAUCAGUAACCAAUAACUAAUAAUUUAUACCCACGUCAUUCAUUAUUUAAUAAUGAUCAGCUAUUUAACAAUUAUUGCAGAUCUUAUGACGUAUCAUUUUUAUUAGAGACAUAGAGAUCCAAUCAAAGAUAUUCCUUAUUAAAACUAAAAACGGCAGUACAAUCGCAUCGACGACGACACUAUACUAAUUACAUAACUACCUGCACAAGGAAAAACCGAUGGGUUAAGCAUAAAUGCCAAACUCACAAAAGAAGCCAACAAAAAAUCCCAGCCCAUCUGCUAGUCUGCUGUCUCAACUCUCUUGAUGCAAAUUCAAGAAUGUGUACGUAUUCUCCGGUGUUAGGUAAAACUACAAGUUUCAAAACUUUUUUAUGCAACCAUCUGCAAACAAAUCUGAAAAAAAUCCAGAUUCCGUGCAUAAAUUUUAUGUGCGCUCGUGUCGAAUCGAAAAAUUUGUGAAACUUGUGCCGGAAAUGCAGACACGCAGAGAAAAUACAAAGCAGUCCAUCAUUAUCAUCAUGAACUAUACAAACUCCUUAUUGAGUAUAGGGUUAAAUACUAUGCAGCUUUCCAUGUUCACGAAAUUUAAAAUUAGGAGGAAUCAUUAAAAAAAGACAGUAACUAUUCUGGAGUAAAUGCCUUUAGCAAAAUAUAAAAUAUUGCAAAAUCAAUCUGCAGGAAACCAAUCUAUGCAUCAACUCAGAGGUUUUUUCUAUUUAACAUUAAGAUUUAACAAAAGAAAAGUGAGUGCAUGUCAGUCCAGACGAUACUGUAAUAUAAUAGUUUAACAACACUUUCUUGAAGUCGUUGCAGAGUGCUAUGAUAAAAACAAGCCAAAAGAACAAUUAGAAAACGACAACCAAACUCAAUGUACAAAGCAAUUAAUUAUUUCAUAACACUUGCAAAGGAAUUAAUUGCAUUUUCGAAAAAAGAGGCGGGGAACGGUCUGUUCUGUUGUUGGCAAUGGAAUCAUCUCAGGAAUUAGUUUAAGGUUUAUUGUUGCAGGAACUACUUUUUAAAAAUUAUGUAUACUCCUUGUCGUUACUUUUUUUAAAAAAAUAACAAUAAGCAUAAUAAUAUUUAUUUGGGAAAGUACAUACAAACAAUUUUUGUAUAUGAAAAUCUCUGCAGGAAUAUCGAUACAAAGAAAUAAGCAAUUUUUUAAGUGUUAGAGAAGACACCUUAUAGUGCUUUGAUGAGUAGAUUUAAUUAAAUAUUACUUUUAACGUGACAAAUUAAUUAGUGCGAGUUUGGAUAAGAAUAAUUUAAUGUGUAGCUCCAUUUUUAUCAUAUAUUGUUAGCGUAUAGCAUAGCUAGCUUGGUCACACAGAGUACAAAAUAUCUCAGUGGAUGGACUCCCUAAUAAGUCUAAUUAUUAUUGUUGCUUUAAAUAAUUGUUUCCGUGUCCCUCAACAGAAAAAAUUAAGGUUUACAAAUACAUAUAUUCAGCUGAGGAGUACAUCUUAUUCGCCGAUUCACUAUUUAAAAAUAUGUUGACCACGUUUUUUUAUUUGAAGGGAAAAAUGAAUUUUUCUUUUGAAAUUACAAUAUUCCUUCGUUAAGAAGUACAACCCACAUCUUGUCAAUCGUCCUUUGUUAGGUCAGUGUAAAUGUUAAAUAAUAAAAGUAAUGUUAGAGACAGUUUUGGUUGGUAAGGUUAGGGGUGCCUGGCUGGUUGUAUAUUCAUAUAUUCGAAUGUGUGUGUACACACAUAAUGUAUUCCACACUCUGGAGGAGAAAGCUUUCAAGAAAUAGAAUACGGGUUAGAGAUGAUUGAAUGCAAUUUACAUGUUGCUCCCAUAAUUUAUUCGUUCAUUGUAUAUGUACGCAGGGAAUAGUUUUAUGUGAACGAACGGGAAUUAAUUGUUAGAAUUCUUGGGUAGUCGGUUGAAGGGAAGAAGGGUAAUACAUUUGCAUAUAAAUAUUAAUAGGAAUUAACGAGAUCUGGAAUCGAACAUCAAAGAAAAUAAGGUAUAAAAACACAUGAAAAAGGUUUUAGUAAAUUAAGGUGCUGAUUUACGUGAUUAGAAAAUAAAUGUGGUAUCAUCAUUCGACGUCGGAAUAUACAUAUAUGUAGGAUUUGUUACCCUUUUUGCAGUAAGUCAAUGCAGUGAUUGGUAGUUCCCUCAUACGGGCAGAAAAGGUGCAGAACAGGAACGGUUAAAUUUCUUUAAAUUGCUUCAUGAUAAGAAGAACCAAGCAAUUUGAACGACGAUAUUAAUUACACAUCGUCUAUAGCUUUACACAUUCAAUUAAUAAAGUUGAGGAAACACCGCAGUAUGAAGUUUUAAUUGUUGCAACAUCAGCAGGAUCUGAAGGGUUUGACAUAGAGAAAGUAUUGUGGACGAAUAAAUGAGAAUGCAUUAAAUUAUGUUUCGCUGACUAAAUUUUGGGGUAUUUGUAUUGUUUUAUUGGGAAAAGUUACUGAACAGUUUUCAGAUUGUUGUGUGAGAUUUGUAUUGAAAACAAAGCAAAUUAGUUGAGUAUUACAAAACACGCAAUAUACAACCAUUAGCUACCUCUCAAGUUCUCUGUGAACAACUCAACGGUUUAUGCAUGAGAUCUUUUACCUACACAAAACUCUCAAUUUUGAAGAUCUGUUUCUGUAACUUUUUUCUUAAUUUCACGUGACUUAUUUGACGCCCUAAGAAAUAUUAGUGGAUUGGAAAAUUAUUGAACUUAAUUAUGUAUGCAUGUAUGUAUGUAAGCAUAUGGAGUAGAGAGAAUUCGGUCGGGAAAGACAAAGGAAAAUAAGUUACAUAAUAAUUCGAAGGUGCUUUCUCCUCGUAAUUUGUAUAACUUAUGUCGUGACCAUGCAGGAAUGUGGCAAAGUAAAUAGUUUUGGUGUUUUGAACAUCAAGACAGUUGAAACUUGUUAUUAUCUGAUAGUCAUUGUGACCAUGCGGAAUAAUUAGUUAUGUUAUCGUGAUGGAGUGAUGAGUAAGAUUUCGUGAGUGGCGUUAAUUGUUGUUACCUUGUAAAAGUUUAACAUUAAGCGUGUAUGUACUCACGUAGUCACUCUUUGACAGAGUUUCCUGAACAUGGAAGAUGAAAAAAUUCAUUAAAGCAGGCUUUUAGAAAUUGUAUUUAACCAAAUUUUGCCCUUGAUUAUUUUAGAAAACGACCGCAGUACGUACCUUUGCGUCUUAUUAUGACUUUAUUGUGAAUUUUGUGUGGUAUUAUGGAAUUUGUAUGUGAUCUGAGAAUUGAUUAUUUUGGUUGAGAGAUUUUAGUUCUUAAAUACCUGAGAAGGAAUGCGAUGAUAUGUAUGAUAUGAUAUUGAGUUUUUGUUUUUAUUAUUAAUGGAAACAUGUGAAACCCCAUAAUUAAAUAGUUAUAUUAUUGGUAGGUGUUGUACAUAAAAAUACUUGUAUAAUAAUAUAUCUAUAUGUCUAGAAGCGUGCAUUUGUUUUCCUAGAUUUAUGUAAUUUUGUGUACAAGUACAGUACGAAAUACCUCUACAUAUACUAACAAAACGGGUUCAAUGUAAAUGUAAGAAUUUCAGGUAAUUGUACAUUAGUGCAAAUUAAUUAGUUAACUAAUUCUUGAACUUGAAGGAGGUUUAUAAACACUGUUAUUUUAUGACCAGCUUUAUUAUUUUAUUUUAAACCAUUUUACUUCAAGACGUAUAGUUAAGAUUUUUGAUUUAUGUCAUCUACUUAAUUUUCUGUUUUGUCCAGACACUGGUGAGGACUGCAUAUGCACCAUAUGCAGUUUUGGUUCUAGUCAAUUUAUUUACCAACAAAGAUUUUUACAAAUUAUUUUUAAGAAAGGAAAGGUUGUUUCAGGGCGGAUAUUGUUUGUGUUUGGAAAUAUUUAAUCAUGUAAAAUUUGGAAAAUUUGAUAAACAUUGUUAACAAAUUCAAAUCAGUAGAAAUAAAUUUUAGUUGGAUGAUACAUUUUGUUGGUCAAGUUGAAAAUGAGUUGUCUUCUCAUUCUCAAGAGGAAGAAAAGAGUUAAAUUUACAAAUACAAAGUCGGAGUUCGGAUGCUUAAGAAAUGUAAAAUAUAUAGCCGGCUUAGUUGGUAACAAAUAGAUGUUAAUUAUUUAUAAGGUUGAUAAUGUUAAAAAUAGAUAACUCUCCUUCAUUUCAAUCAUAAUGGUCACUGAGCAUUACUGAGCAAAUCAAUCAAUCAGAAUUGCUGGUGCCAAUUGCUGAUGUAAAGUAUACCUUAUUGCAAUGUCAUUAUAACACAUAUUGUGUAAGUUGAUAGCAUAAAUAAGGAGAAGCCAAUAACGCUUCGACAAAGUACAAAUGAUUUUUCAUUCACCCGUUUCCAUUUCUGUCCUUUCUCUGUAAUAAAAAAAAUCUUUCCUGAGUUGCCAAAUUGGUAAAAUUCUCAUUUUCGCGACGGCGACACAUCGCGAUUAAUACAUAGGUAUUUAAAAGAAUUUGGUGCUAGACAGACAGAAGGUGUAGUAGAGUACGUAAGAAUAUGUAAUGUUCCUUCAUCCGGAAGUCUUUUUUUCUUUGUUUCUGUACUAUACAUAAUUGUUUCUUGUACAGGACGACUUUAAGGAGCUUACAUAUAAAAUAUAAAGCAAGGGUUUCUAUACUCCAUUUUCCAAUUAAUGAAGGUAAUCUCUGUAAUGAAUUCGAAAUAUGUCCACACUUUAGAGAAGGAAAAAUUGAUAACCAAAUUAUUGGCUAAGAAUACAUAAAUCAAAAUGAAUGUCGGCAAAUUGGGCUUUUACAGGAAGAGAGGAAUCACAAAAAUUUCAGAUUUUAAACUAUUGUUACUCAUUGUUUCUAACAUUUCUCGAUAUAGCCUAAGCUAUGGUGUGUGCUCAAUGUUCAUAAAAUAUUGAAAGGACUGACGACUAUGCUAAUAAAACUUCUGAAGAAAUUUUGUAUUCUACUGAAAUUCGACGUCAUAAAAAA